Molecule: messenger RNA, 2219 nt
Organism: Purpureocillium takamizusanense
Lineage: Eukaryota; Fungi; Ascomycota; Sordariomycetes; Hypocreales; Ophiocordycipitaceae
Exons: 1
Coding region: 384-2114 (576 amino acids)
Source: RefSeq, a predicted model, not a curated record
UGGAGGUUGAAAGCAGCCUUCACUGCCUCCUGUCGUGAGAGGCACUGGAACGGCCCCGUAAAUUUUCCAGGGUGCGCCACAGCGGCUCUCGGAAGGGUGGCCUCCACCUGAGGUCCAGUCGUCCCCACUGUUUCGGCGGCCGGAGGUGAUCCGUCUCGCUGUGUCCAGAAUGCCUUAGGCAAGUUGGGCUCCGACGUUGGUUGAAGGUGAGAUGGAAGGUGGGCGAGCGAAUGAGUUGAUCCAGACGGUCCUAGGGGCUCGGUUCAUGCCACCGAGAUGCGGUUUCCCCUCUAACCUCUACCAAGUCCAUCUACGUCCGUUCGUAUCAGGUAUAUACUUCGUAUUGUAUUCGUACCUUUACCAAAUACCCCUACCGGUGUAACAUGCGCUCGUCAACGUCGACGCUCUCGCACGAGGGCGUCGAAGCGGCCCCCCUCCUCCCGAGAUCACCAGCAGAUGCCACCUCCUCAAGGCUUCCAGAUACGCACCAUGUCGACGACCGACGGCGAGGAAUAGGCUCCUCCAAGCAGUUAACGCUCGACCAGCUGCCCACGGAAAUUGUCGAGCACAUCCUCAGCUACUUCCAACACUCACUGCAGCGGGGCCUCUCCCUGACGCAUCUUCAGAGACUCUACAAUCCCCUGGCGCGGGAUGCCUGGAACGUGCGCCAAAAAGCCGUGCAGGACGUGCGCCUCGUGUGCCGGCGCCUCCACGACCUUGCGUCGCCUUUGCUGUUUCCGUACGUUGCCUUGAGCAUCGACCAGGAGUCUCUGGAUAAGUUGGAGAGUAUCUCGCGGCAGCCCUGUCUUGCGGCGGGCGUUCGUGGAGUCUUGAUGGACCAGACGUGUCGGAGCGGCGCCUUCGUCAACGGUCACAGUCCCCUCGACAGCUUCAAGACCGAAGUCGUCCGGAUGCUGCAGACCUACGCCACCGGAUUCUAUUGCCACACGCACAACGUGGCGGACGAGGACGGAGAAGAGGACGAGGAAGACAAGGCGCGAGCAUGCUUGGGGCUACGCAACUUCUUGGUCAUGUGCAAGGCAUGGGGUGCCUCGCACGAUGGGGUCCCCGAAAGUGCAAGGCCGGAAGACGUGGUCUUCGACGCCGACGAGAUGCAAGAAUACGUUGAAAUUUUCCGACGGGGACAUGAGGCCUACGCACGCGGCUACGUGGAACAGUUCCGUCUUGUCAGUGACGGCACGUACCUCCGGACUCUCGUGUCGGCUUUUGCCCUCAUGCCGCACCUGGACACGCUGUCCAUGGGAGGACGUCGGCGCAAUCCAGAGGUCGAUUGCCGUUACGAGCAUCGGCUGCUCGCAGACAAGGUCGAGUUGGAGCGUUUUAUCGCGUCACAGAUUUGUGCGCCGGCGGACCCGCCCGAGAAUAUGUUCGUGGAGGUGCCCAUUGCCGCCCAUACCGCCGGCAGGCCACUGAAGCGCUUGUACGUCUCUCGUCCGAGACGUGGCACGCACACGGCCUUGGGCACAGCAGACGGGGGCGGUGGCCGAGAGGUCGAGGACAGGCUGCGGGCGGCCAUUCAGGCAUUGGAAUCGGUGCAUCUCAGUCCCAACAUGCGUGAUGACCCGGCCGAGGGCGCGUUUUUCGACCGCUAUGCCUCCAUCGUCACUUCCAGCAGGCAGUCCCGAUACCUCGGGCUUACCGGAUAUCCCUUUCCGCGAUCGACGAACCAUACCGAACGAAUCAGCCAUGGGCGCUUCCUCUUGACCAUGGCGGACCGGCCGCGCCUCAAGAAGCUGCACCUCCGGUACACCGCCUUGUCGCAGGAGGAGGUGAAGGCACUGUGCGGCGGCCUGCGCGACGGCUCCCUGCAGGACCUCUUCCUCGAGUAUUUGCACCUCACGAGCGGCCUGUGGGCGGACGUGCUGGACACGCUCCGCCCGAAGCUGGCGGGCGGCGAGGGCGGCUGCCGCGCGCGGGUCCUGAGGCUUAUGGGCGCUGAGAUGCACGAGAGGGCCGGGGAAGGCAUCAAGGCGUGGGAGGCGCGUGGGCUCGCCAUUACGCAGCGGGUCGAGUGGUACCUCACCGGCGACCCCAGGGCUCCGGUGAAUCCCUUUCGGUGCGAGCUGACCAGGGACACCUACCAGUUGCAAUAAUGACUGGAGCUAAGGUAUGGGCAGUAGCGGUGUUGAUGAAUGGAGUUUUUGGGCUGCAACGUACUUCGUGUACUGUCCAUACAAUCUGUGAAUACAGAGUACAGG